AUGAUACCCAAUCCCAAUCUCGAUUCACCUCUAUGUUGUUGUUGUGGUGAAGAUUACCCAGGUCGAGAGAGAACUCAAGCAAUCUGUGACCCAUGUCAAUGGAGCAAGGAUAACCCAAACAAAGUCAACAAGCCCAAUUUGAGGUCCUCAAGACUCAGUUGUGUGGUCGAUGCAAAAAAUGUCCAAAGGCACUCCCACUUAUCAGUACCUCUUAAUUCGGCUACACCUGCAUCAGCUCAUUUUGGAACGCAAGUUGAGCAUAGUGUUCAAAGAGCAAUCGCACAGGCUAAUGAACUUCAAUCUCGCCAACGUCAACUGCAAAUCAACAAUCAUCGAAAACCAGUGGUUCCAUAUCCCCCCAGCUCUGAAGCUAGAGCAAUUGCAAGAUCCAAGUUGAACAAACGAUCAGAAUCAAAGAAAUCAAAAACAACUGGAUUUAUAAAGAUCAAUAUUGCUUAUAUUAUGGACAAUGAACUUGUUGAAACUCAAUUGAGUGGUUCUACGUUUGAUUACGAUUUCUCAGAGCCGGAUUGGAUGCUUGAUUUGACCAAAAAGGCCUGUGAUUACUUUAGAGACGAUCAUCCAACUUUUCCCUCACCUCAACAAGUAGUUGAGCAUGGACUUGAAAGCCUACCACCUUAUUAUAAAGAAUGGUACUACCUGGGUGAAUUAGGCGGACGUAACUCAUUACCUAAUAGAAUUACUGAAAAUUACCUUUGUUCCAAGUUAACUUCUGGGCGUGGUUGUGAGAAGUUUGUUUUAAUUUACAAUUCACAUCAAUAUAAGACAGCAACGGGAAAGGAAAAUAUUGAAGAUGAUGAAGAUGAGUUGCUAGACUUGCCACCUGCCCCUUUUGAUCAUCCACAAAGCAUGACGCUACGUUCACAUUCUGUGAAAAAAAACAGAGUCCGUAAGUCUUCAGUUCAUCUUUCUUCCGAUUCAGAGGCUUCAGAAGCUUUGCAUGGAUCAAUCAACUCAAACUCGAUUGAUGACCAUGACUAUACACCUCGUCCAACAAGAGCCUUGAAUGUAAAACGUCCUAACUCAAACAUGCAAUCUAUCGAGACUCAGACAUCACCUCCGAGUGUACAAUCAAAAGCAACUCAGACCUCCAACCAAGUCAUUGACGAGCGUGUUGAUAUUUCAAGAGUCAUUGAUGUUGCUGAGCGUGUUGAUAUUUCGAGUUGUGUACCACUUCAUCAAGUCAUGAACAAGCUUGUUGAUGAUCAUCCUGGUGGCGAAGUCGGAUUUUCCGACUUAGGAAUCAUGCGAUCGCUCGGCAGAGGAACUCUCCCUAUUGUCACUAAGGCUCGGAACCGUUUAAGUCCUAGCUGGAAAUCAGGUUCAAUGCUUACAAUCAUUACGAAGGGUUUGGACUCGAAUAAUAUCAAUCGACUUGCAAUCGAGCGGCUUGCCUUUGAAAAUUCAGAGGUAGUUUAUUCCGUCAAUUGUUCUGCUUUCAUUGGGUCCGGGGCUUUCAUGAAUUGCUAUGAAGAAAAGGUCCUAAUUGAUGGCCGAGCUCAGGAGAUGGUUGCCAAGCAAGAUUUGGAUGCAAACAUGACUCUUGAAAGCUAUCAAGCUUUGGCUCAGCGCUAUCUUGAAGCAGAACGAAGCAUCAAUAUGUUUAAGAUGGCAAUUGAGGCCAACUCGGGCAAUAUUCCAUAUGAUCUUGUGAAGAAUUUUAUUGUACAUCGAGGACACACAGAUGAUCCUGCUCCAAAGGACAUAUAUUUAUUUGAGGAGAAGAUCGAAGGGAAAUUUGUCAAAUUCUUUGGUAAUCUAUUCUUUAAUAUUGAGGAGGAAAAGGAAAACAAGAUUAUCUAUCAAAUUAUGCACACACUAUCACACAAAACAUAUCAUGACAAUCAUGGUAGAUGGAUGAUUGCAGACCUUCAAGGGAAUGAAGAGGGUCUUCUCACGGAUGUUGCAAUUAUUGAUGAAGAAUAUCCGUGGACCAUGGGAAACACUAGUCGGAUUGGCCUAAUUGGUUUUCGUCUCACGGCUAAAUGUAACUUUUUGUGUAGCAAGCUUGGCCUCCCACAUCCUCACGGUGCUAGAUACCCCACGGUUGUAAAUGGUGUGGUAGUAGAAGGUACUGAGAGUGAGUUCCCUGUGCUUGACUCUGAUGCUGAGCGCUCAUGGGAAUUGCACUACAAUAUUGAUCUAUACAAACUAAAAAGUUAUAAAGAACUAUAG
Molecule: messenger RNA, 2196 nt
Organism: Melampsora larici-populina 98AG31
Lineage: Eukaryota; Fungi; Basidiomycota; Pucciniomycetes; Pucciniales; Melampsoraceae
Exons: 8
Coding region: 1-2196 (731 amino acids)
Biological process (GO): protein phosphorylation
Molecular function (GO): protein serine/threonine kinase activity; ATP binding
Source: RefSeq, a predicted model, not a curated record